UGCUCUCCUUACAGCAACAAUAGCCUGGAUAUGGCAGCUGCCUUGCAGGUGCAGUGCGAGCCGUGGGCUGAGAGGAGGCAGCCAUGGAGGCCCUGGAUUUGGAGGCAGACCGUCCAUAUGUCCCCCAGGGGACUCUGGAAACUGAUUUCCCCACCCCCUUGUACAGUGACCAGUACCUGACACUGCGAGGGCCCCGCAAUGCCCCCAUCCUGAAGCAGGCCGUGCGCUGGUCAUGCACCCCCAUGGGCUGGGAUGCCCGCGGGCAGACCUGGUACACAGGGCUGACGAAUAGCGACAACCGAGAUGCCUGGUACACACUCACCAGCCCUGUCAGCCAGGAGGCCUACCUCCGCUGGGCCCAGGCCCAUGCCAAGCGGGAGCAGAAAACCCUGCCCCCUGCCUAUGCCCAGCACCUGCGAGAGGUGGCAUGGUACGACCCCAUUGUACCUGCUCAGUACCUGGAGCCCAGCACGCGGUGGGGGGCCUUCCGCUGGAGAGACAAGCCCAUCCUGGGCAAGGAGUAUGUUGUCAACCGCAACCGCUGCACCAGCGAACUGAAGGGCAAGGCCGGCUACGUCCCCUACCUGUCUACCCACACCCCCCGGUUCACCACCAGGGACAUCCGCACCUGGAGCCUGUUCAGCCACCAGCCGUCCACCAGCCAGUAAAUGCUGCACUGCA
Molecule: messenger RNA, 681 nt
Organism: Gavialis gangeticus (Gharial)
Lineage: Eukaryota; Metazoa; Chordata; Crocodylia; Gavialidae
Gene: TEKTIP1
Product: chromosome unknown C19orf71 homolog
Exons: 4
Coding region: 84-668 (194 amino acids)
Source: RefSeq, a predicted model, not a curated record